This is a messenger RNA of Symbiodinium sp. CCMP2592, 4515 nucleotides long. The record is from the annotation of a GenBank genome assembly. NCBI's taxonomy places the organism in Eukaryota, Dinophyceae, Suessiales, Symbiodiniaceae.
AUGGCCGAGUGUUCGCUUGACGGUCUAGCGGCCGAAUGGGAUGCCAUCGAAAGCUUACGUGAGGGUCUGCGCAGAGGUCAGAACCUGAUCGUGGAAGUAUCGGAAAAGCAAGUGGAUAUCAAGAUGCCGAAGAAGCACAAACUCCUGCUUUUGCCGAUACUCAAUCGCAUGCGGGAAGCCAACAAGAAACUACCGAGUAUCGAGGCGUUUCGAUGCGAGGUUCGAUUGCUCAUGCAACUGAACAAGCGAGACCCAACAGAGGAGGAUAUUCAGAAGUCUGCUUGGCUAAUCCGUAAGAACUGCGGUUUCAUCAAGAUGAAAUGUCGACGUCAAGAGGACCCCCAAGUCGAGAGCGAUGAGGAUGCUUACGACGACGAUGGUGAGGACGAUUGCAGUGACCUCGCCAGUCACCUGUCUGACUUUCAGGCGGCGUGUGAGGGGUCAGAGCAGACGGAUGAGUAUGCCGACUCGUCCGAUGUGGGCAUGGCUCCCCUGCAGAUCGUUGAGGUGCCGGACGAGGGCAGUGUGCCGGCAGAGGACAGUGGGCCGGCACCGGUUGCGUGUCCACCCGUGGAAGCCGUGGAAGUGCCAAACGAGAACAGUGGGCCGGGUCCAUGCGUGAAAGUGCCGAACGAGAACAGUGGGCCGGGCGAGAAGGCUUUGAAAGAACAGCGCAUCCAGCAGAUCAAAGAUCGAUUGGAGAUAUUGGAGUACCAGGGCAAGGGCCAGGUCACCAAGCCAUUGCCUGGCAACCCCCCUUCGCCUGAAACCUUCAGCAGUAAGACGCCCGAGGUUUUCACCCCUGACAAGGAGCCAUUGGAGACGGACCCAACGGUCGAUAGGAUCGCUCAGCUCAAGUUGAAGCAGCUGAGGAAGGAGAAGGACGGUCGUGGAACUCGCGGCCGUGGUGGCGGUCGAGGGGGCCGUGGACGCGGCCGCGGCCGCGGAGGCCCUUCAUCUGCCGAUGCGGCAGCGGAUGGCGAGGCUGCUGAAGCCGACUACUCGGUGGAGGAGUGGAUGGCUUGGUAUGAAGCGCCAGGCGAUUACUGGUACGAGACGCCCAAAAAGGCAUCUAAGCGUGAGCCCGUGACGGAGCCGGAGAGCACCAUCAAGGAGCGCAAGAGCACAAAGAACCCGUCCAAGGCCGACGACCCGAAGAGCGACAUGGAGCCGAAGACCAACCGAAAGCGAAAGGAGCCGACGAUCGAGGGCGACGUGGAGCCGAAGACCAACAGAAAGCGCAAGGAGCCGACGAUCGACGGCGAAGUGGAGCCGAAGACCAAGUCGAAGGACACGAAGAGCAAGCCCAAGGCUAAGGCUAAGGCUAAGGGUAGGGCUUCCAAGAAUGCGAAGUCCGCAGAUGAGGCGCCUGUGGCAAAGCGCAAGAGGUUGCCGGAUUGUGCGGGCUUCAGCAACAAGAGGGCUCAAGCAGCCAACGGCGAGCCUACUUUCGCCAGGCGGUACAGGCCGGCCACGCCUUUCAAGGCGAAGCGGUGGGAGGCAAUCAGAAAUUGCUUCCGGUCGCAGAUCAAGCCCCAGAUUUCGGGCAGCCCCAGCCUUUACGAGGAUAUGGGCUAUAUGCUAUAUGACCCCUUUUGGAUGUAUUGUAUGACGCAGAUGCAGAAAACGAAAGCGAAGAUCGACGAGGACAACGUGGUCAGCCAUGUGGAGAAGUGCUGCAAGAAGUACUUGCAGCAGGCCAGAGCCAAAGCGAAGUCCACGCGCGGGAACAAAUGGAAGGAGUUUGUGCUGUGCCUGCUGCUCCUCAUUUUCAGCUACACGGAAGAUGAACUGGUCCAGGAUUAUGAUUGCUUGGAGUUUUAUGCUGGUCGUGCUCGAACAACCGCUGCUAUGAGAAACAAAUCCCUCAAAGCUGCACGGUUUGACAAGAAGUACAAUGCACCCGACCUACGACACCGCUCCAACUUUAUGGAUCUGCUCGCCUGCUACUUCAUCCUCCGUGGCCGCCCUGAAAAUUUCUUUGUAAUGUUCGCAGUGAUGUGCUCUUCGUUCUGCAAGAUGAACAGUGGUACUUCCAAGCGAAGCAAGUGUAACAGCCUGGGCUACGAUGCUUAUGUGUCCGUCCGUACCAGCAACAUGUUGCUCGAGAGGUCCGUCCUCCUGAUCUAUCUGGUCACUGGGCUGGGAGGAACCUGGUUCGUGGAGCAGCCGAAUCAAUCUGUUCUCGAAUAUUACCCCAGUUUCCGCAAGAUGAUUAUGGAUCUCUUCAAUGUUCGGGGACGAGAUGCUGCAACGACACAGGAGCUCGAGGACGCUGGGCUGUUUACAGGCCCAACCACCGGUCCUGAAGAGACUGACGCCAUCGAUGUUGACAUAGAUGAUGAUGAAGUGCAAGCUUUCUUUGGGUCUAUGACAUUGACUGUUGUCAAAGCCGAGCCCUCUGGGGAGAGUCCGGUAAAGGGUGCAUCCCAGCCCCCUGGCGACGGCAGCGCAGGGCCAAUCGCGACCCCUGCCAGAGCAUCUAGUGCGCCGGUUCCAGUGAAAAUCGAAAGCAAGCUCAAGCUCACCAAGGAGCAGACCCGCCAGGAGAAACUGCUCCUGGCCGCCAGGAGCAGACUUAACAGGAUGAUGAAGCCGCACACCAAGAAGAAGGAUCUCGAGGCUCCAGAGUAUGCUAAGAAGCAUUGGAAGGACGUGUUCUUGCAAAGGCUAGAGAAGAUCGUGACGAAAAAAGAAAAGUACACGAUAAAGCUCGACGAGGGCUGGUAUUCAGCUGCUGAGAUGAAGCGAAAUUGCUAUGACGACGUGGAGGAGUACUGGGCUUCUGACCCAGUGGAGAUCCCGGAGGGCUCCUUCAAAGGAGCGACUGCCUACCAGAAGAGCAAGGCCGCUGAAGCCUCCCUGGCUUCUGGCUCUUCCGGUGCUUCUGCCAACAAGGAUCCGCACAUCGAGAACCUGGACGGAUGGGUGCAAAAACUUGAGGAACAACACGAAGCUUGUCAGUUGGUGCUGAGCCAGGGUGAGCUGAACAACUUCAACACAGAGAAUGCCAAGAAGUACCUGGACAAGGUGGACAAGGACAGCACCAACAAGCGAAGCCUAUGGACCCGCUAUGCUGGAAAGCUUCAUGCUCGGCGGCGGUUCGUGCUGCGCAACGAGUGGUUGCCGACAUCGGCGAGAAAGCACGAGAAGAAACACUUGACUGUCCUGAGAUUACGUGACUGGCUUCAAUUCUUAGUCGACAAGAAGUGCUGGCAUAUCGUCACAGGCCUGGUCCGCAGGGACGCAGCCCGCGAGAGGGCGAUUCUCAAGUCCUUUUGGGAAAAGUACCGAUGCACUCACGAGCACCAUCCGAUUUAUGAGAUGGAGAGGCAGGGCUUGCUCUCUCUGGAGCGCACAGCUGGAUGGCCGAAGAAAGUGAUCGAGGCCGAGGGGUGCGUGCAGUUGCUGCUUCAGCACUGCAAAGACGAGAACGAUUUCGUUUUGCAACAGGGUGUUUCUGAUGGACACAGCGGCGAGAAGUUUCAUGCUUGCAUCCUUGCUGUCACUGGUGAUUGGCCCUGGCUAAUCAAAUCUGGGAAUUUGGGAAGAAGCUUUAAUCAUGUGGUCAAAAAGACAAAAGAGGUGGCGGAUCCAGAGGGGAUCUGUCACCUCUGUCAGGCAGGGCAGAGGGGGCACAGCUUCGAACACUUCCACACGAGAGACCCAUCGUGGCUUCAGACAUUCUUGGUCCAAAGCCCCUUCUUGGAUCCUAGAAGCCCGCUCGCGGACCUUCCUCACCCACCGGGGGCUGCGGCCUCCAACUUCCGAUACGACCUGUGGCAUUGUUGUCACUUAGGUGUGUGCAAAGCACUGGCUGGAUCUGCAUUGGCACUCUUCAGUGAAACCUUCGAUGGUCGAUCCAAGGAUGCGCGCUUUGAAGCGCUUUCGGAGCACUACAUGAAUUGGUGUGCCCAGCAUCGCCGGCAACCGCUUUUGACCAAGAUCAUCAAAGAGACGGUGUCCUGGGAUAACAAUAACACUUAUCCCUAUGCCACGUGGUACAAAGGGUCGUUGUCCACCACGAUGUGUGAGUACAUCGCUUCAUUCACGCAAGAUGCAGAAUUUGAAGACGACCUUUUGACAAAGUGCGGUGAAGCCGCGCGCGCUAUGAACGCAUUCCUUUCUGGGCUUUAUCAAAGCGACCUAUUUCUGGACCCUACCACCGCAAAGAGAAUUGGGGAAUACGGCCUACGAUUUCUUCGGCGAUACUACUCGUGUGCUACACAAGCACAUCAGCAGCAAAGAUGCUUGUUUUUGCUCCUCCCCAAAUUCCAUUGUGUGCAGCAUAUCUGUCUUCAGGAUCUAGUGCUGGCCUCCCAGAAGGCCGAAUGGAUUGUCAACCCCUUAUGCUACUCCGUUCAACUUGCUGAAGAUUACAUUGGCAGAAAUUCAAGAACCAGCAGGCAUGUGCACCCAUCUACGGUUGUACAGCGGAUUGCUCAGCGGCAUUUGCAGGCUGCAUUCACGAAGUACGUGGAAGCGCAGUACUUAGUAGUCGACGACGACAGCUAG